This is a messenger RNA of Rosa chinensis, 1659 nucleotides long. Its product is annotated as guanosine nucleotide diphosphate dissociation inhibitor At5g09550-like. Gene Ontology annotation, molecular function: Rab GDP-dissociation inhibitor activity. Gene Ontology annotation, biological process: protein transport; vesicle-mediated transport; small GTPase-mediated signal transduction. Gene Ontology annotation, cellular component: cytoplasm. The record is from RefSeq and is a predicted model, not a curated record. Lineage: Eukaryota; Viridiplantae; Streptophyta; Magnoliopsida; Rosales; Rosaceae.
CUGUAGCCUCACUUUAAUUUUCACCAUUUUCUUCUUCCCAUUAAUUAAUCCCCAUUUCUCUCUCGUUCUCUAUCAAGCACACAGAGAUUCAAUUCAAUCAAAGAGGGCUCUCUGAUCGAUCUGAAAGCUUGCUAGAGCGCAAUAAUGGAUGAAGAAUACGACGUCAUAGUGCUCGGAACUGGCCUCAAAGAAUGCAUUCUCAGCGGCCUUCUCUCCGUUGAUGGUCUCAAGGUACUGCAUAUGGAUAGGAAUGACUAUUAUGGAGGAGAGUCUACUUCACUUAAUCUCAACCAGCUUUGGAAGAGAUUCAGGGGCGACGAUAAGCCUCCAGAGACUUUGGGCUCAAGUAGAGACUACAAUGUUGAUAUGAUCCCCAAGUUCAUGAUGGCAAAUGGUGGUUUGGUUCGCGUCCUCAUUCACACCGAUGUUACUAAAUAUCUGAAUUUCAAGGCUGUAGAUGGUAGUUUUGUGUAUAACAAAGGGAAGAUCCACAAAGUACCAGCUAAUGACGUGGAAGCACUCAAAUCUCCACUCAUGGGAUUAUUUGAGAAGCGCCGUGCUCGCAAGUUUUUCCUUUAUGUGCAAGACUAUGAGGAGAAUAAUCCAAAAUCUCAUGAAGGCAUGGACCUCAGCCAAGUUACAGCAAGAGAACUUAUUUCGAAGUACGGGCUAGAUGACAACACAGUUGAUUUCAUUGGGCAUGCACUAGCACUCCACCGAGAUGACAAUUACUUGGGAGAGCCUGCUCUGGAUUUUGUGAAGAGGAUGAAGUUAUAUGCAGAGUCCUUAGCACGCUUUCAAGGAGGAUCUCCUUAUAUCUACCCAUUAUAUGGUCUAGGAGAGCUACCCCAGGCAUUUGCAAGGCUGAGUGCUGUUUGGGGCACAUACAUGCUCAGCAAGCCAGAGUGCAAGGUAGAGUUUGAUGAAAGUGGAAAGGCAUUUGGUGUGACUUCAGAAGGCGAAACUGCAAAGUGCAAAAAAGUUGUAUGUGAUCCUUCUUAUUUGCCUGAUAAGGUGACGAAGGUGGGGAAAGUUGCCCGUGCUAUAUGUAUUAUGAGCCAUCCCAUCCCAAACACCAACGAUUCUCAUUCAGUGCAGGUUAUUCUGCCUCAGAAGCAACUUGGACGUAAAUCUGAUAUGUAUCUUUUUUGCUGCUCCUAUUCUCACAAUGUAGCUCCAAGUGGGAAAUACAUUGCUUUUGUUUUAACAGAAGCAGAGACCGAUAAUCCUCAGGUUGAGUUGAAGCCUGGCACAGAUCUCCUGGGACCUGUAGAUGAGAUCUUUUUUGACACUUACGAUAGAUAUAAACCUACUAACCAGUCUGAUGUUGACCACUGUUUCAUAUCUGGGAGUUAUGAUGCGACUACACACUUUGAGACUACUGUACAAGAUGUGCUUGACAUGUAUAGCAAGAUAACUGGAAAGGUUCUUGACUUGACUGUGGAUCUGAGUGCUGCCAGCGCCGCUGAAGAAUGAAAUGGAAGAAGAAAGUUUCUUUUCCUCAUUUUUGAAGUUUCAAAAUCAUUUAUGUGUUCUGAUGUUGUAUUUUUUUUGACAAUUUUAGCACCUUAUUACUCCAAUCUGUGUAGAUUUGAACAUUCAGAUGGAGUAGGAUUUUUCUGACUCUUCAGGGCUAUUUGAGUUUGAACAUUUUAAUUA